This is a messenger RNA of Gorilla gorilla gorilla (western lowland gorilla), 2204 nucleotides long. RefSeq names its product jumonji domain containing 8 (gene JMJD8). The record is from RefSeq and is a predicted model, not a curated record. The coding region runs from base 67 to 1071 and encodes 334 amino acids. Gene Ontology annotation, cellular component: nucleus. Gene Ontology annotation, molecular function: cis-regulatory region sequence-specific DNA binding. Lineage: Eukaryota; Metazoa; Chordata; Mammalia; Primates; Hominidae. The transcript has 9 exons.
CGCGGCGGGCUCGCCGUAGGCCCGCGGUGCAGCUGGCGGGCGGGGGCUUUCGGCGGGGUUGUCGCCAUGGUAACCGGCGGCGCCAAUAGUCGCUCUCGGGGCGGCCUUCCCAGUGCCUCCCGUAGAGGCCUCUUCCGGGGCGGGCCAAAGGAGGUCACUUCCGGGGUCCGUCCCGGUUCCCGGCCGUUGCCACGACGACGAAGCUGCCGGCCAAUGGCUGGCGGACGGGCCCAAGGUUCCCGGCGUGCAGCGCGGCUGCCUGAGGGCGGCAGGCUCAUGGCGCCGGCGUCGCGGUUGCUCGCGCUCUGGGCGCUGGCGGCUGUGGCUCUACCCGGCUCCGGGGCGGAGGGCGACGGCGGGUGGCGCCCGGGCGGGCCGGGGGCCGUGGCGGAGGAGGAGCGCUGCACGGUGGAGCGUCGGGCCGACCUCACCUACGCGGAGUUCGUGCAGCAGUACGCCUUCGUCAGGCCCGUCAUCCUGCAGGGACUCACGGACAACUCGAGGUUCCGGGCCCUGUGCUCCCGCGAAAGGUUGCUGGCUUCGUUUGGAGACAGAGUGGUCCGGCUGAGCACCGCCAACACCUACUCCUACCACAAAGUGGACUUGCCCUUCCAGGAGUAUGUGGAGCAGCUGCUGCACCCCCAGGACCCCACCUCCCUGGGCAAUGACACCCUGUACUUCUUCGGGGACAACAACUUCACCGAGUGGGCCUCUCUCUUUCGGCACUACUCCCCACCCCCAUUUGGCCUGCUGGGAACCGCUCCAGCUUACAGCUUUGGAAUCGCAGGAGCUGGCUCAGGGGUGCCCUUCCACUGGCAUGGGCCCGGGUACUCAGAAGUGAUCUACGGUCGUAAGCGCUGGUUCCUUUACCCACCUGAGAAGACGCCAGAGUUCCACCCCAACAAGACCACGCUGGCCUGGCUCCGGGACACGUACCCAGCCCUGCCACCGUCUGCACGGCCCCUGGAGUGUACCAUCCGGGCUGGUGAGGUGCUGUACUUCCCCGACCGCUGGUGGCAUGCUACGCUCAACCUUGACACCAGCGUCUUCAUCUCCACCUUCCUCGGCUAGCCAAAACAGCUGGCAGGACUGCCUGUCACACACCAGCACGUCCCACCUCGUGCUCACGGAUUUUAUUACACAGAUAGUGGCGGCAGUGGCCUCAGCCCAGCCCACCCUCACCUGCUUUUCCAGCCCACGAAGGGGGACGAUCACGGCCCAGCAAGAGCGAUGCUGAGAGGGGGAAACAGUCCAGAGUCCAACAGCAGAACUUGGGGGAAGGGGUCGGGGUGGCCAGGAGCAUAAACUAUGUAUAGGGGCCGGGGGCUUCUGCCCAGGGCUCCCCUGGACCAGGACGCCAGGCAGGGCAGGGAACCUCAGUAGUCCUCCACCCAGCCAUUCUCAGAGAUGAAUGCGUCAAUAACCUCCUUCAUAGCCAGGUUGGGGAUGAGCUGUUCCUGGGUCAGAGGGCUCCGGGUCACGGGGUCAAAAUGACCCACACGCUGCAGUGACAAGAAGGGCAGAGGGCAGUCAUGGGGCCCAGGACCAUGCCACUGGCCCUGCUCCCCCCAGCCGCAGCCUCACCUGCAGGUGCUCCUCAAUGUCCUUGCGGUCGUAGGUGAUGCCACUGGGCGUGAUGCACGGCUCCCGCAUUAGCUCAAAGCUGAUCUUGCCACACAGGUAGUCGGGGAUGUCUCGCUUCUGUGGCACAGGGGCACACGGUCAGAGGCUGGAAAGGGGCACUGCUUCAGCACCUGCCAGCCAUCAGCAGCAAGCGACAGACACUCACCUUCCUCUUCUCGUCCACCUGAGAAAAGAGCUCGUCCAUGUCCGCCAUGUACUUGUCCUGUGAAGAGUUGAGUUGAGUGCUGCGCUUGGGGGGGACACCCCGCCUCCCUCCUCCAUGGGGCACAGACCCAACACAAGGCGGGGAUGCUCCCACACCACGCGCACACACACAGACCCACAUGUGGGUGGGGGGCACCCUCACGUGCUUGGCCUCAAUGCAGGCCUGCUGGGCCCGGACGUGGCUGUCGUCCUCAUCACCCUCGUGGUUUCGCUGGCACUCUUCCAGUUCCCUGGGGGUUUACCAGGAGCCAGUCAGAGAUGGACCUGGCCAGAUGUCUGACCACACCCCAAUCUCAGGGCUAACAUCCACACUUCUUUCCCACGUUUCCUGCUUGCCAGUAAAGCCUUCGAUAAAC